Anarrhichthys ocellatus (wolf-eel) is the source of this 1457-nucleotide messenger RNA. Its product is annotated as endonuclease domain-containing 1 protein. The transcript is spliced from 6 exons. The coding region runs from base 84 to 926 and encodes 280 amino acids. Gene Ontology annotation, molecular function: metal ion binding; nucleic acid binding; hydrolase activity. NCBI's taxonomy places the organism in Eukaryota, Metazoa, Chordata, Actinopteri, Perciformes, Anarhichadidae. The record is from RefSeq and is a predicted model, not a curated record.
UUCUGCUCAGAGCGGACUGUGACGGCGGACAGGUGCACCAGCAGGACGGUCAAGAAUCCCUGAUACCAAAGGUUUGGUCCAGGAUGCAAACUUUGGUAACUUUGUGCGCUCUUCUCUCGCUCCUCUUCUCUGUUCAUGCAGAUGUUGUGGAGCGUUUUGAGGAUGUGCCAGAAUGCAUGAGUUACUUCUAUAAAGAGAAGGUGCCAGAGUGGGGGGCUUCUACCCCCGGUGCUGCCCGUCUCUGUCAUCGCUUCAGCAACAGGUACCACUUUGCCACGCUGUAUGACACUAACCAUCGUAUUGCUGUCUACGCUGCCUAUCACUUCCAGCCCAGCAAUGGAGGAGGCAGGGAGAAAAGGUGGUUUGUAGAGCCUCAGCUGGUAAACACGUCCUGGCAAGCAGAGAUGAAGGACGGCUACUGGCUGGGGAAGGACCACCCUGGGGUCUACCAAGGAGAGAAACAGGCCCUGAAUGAGGAUUACACACACUCUGGCUUCGACCGUGGUCACCUCAACCCCAAUGGACACCAUGCAGUCCCGACCCGCAAUGCCACUUUCACCCUCACCAACGUGGUUCCUCAGAACCCCAAACUGAACCAGAACGCCUGGAGGAUCCACGAGUCCAAGCUCGCUGAACUUUUCCGGGACAGGUGCUCCAAGGCCUUCGUGCUGGUUGGUUCCGUUCCCUCUGCAGACAACUGGAUUGUGAAGAACAAUGUGAAGCGCGUCAACAUCCCAGACUACCUGUGGAACGCCUACUGCUGCGUGGACAACAACGGCAGACCCGUUCAGAGUGGCGCUGCCACGGCGAGGAACACGGAGGACAACUGGGUGGAGAAGCUCUCACUGGAUGAACUGGGAGAAUUCCUCCAGCAGUUCUCCAAUCAGCCAGUAGGGGAGCUGUUUUACAACAACUGCAGGGCGUGAGAGAUAAGAUAAUAUAACCCUUUAUUAAAAAUUUACAAUAAUUUACAAUAAUAAUAAAGGGAUGACGGAAACAAAUAUUUCAACUGUUACCGCUAUGGUGCAUGCUAACAUUGAACAGCUUUAAGACUAAUACAUCCCUUAUUAUUCUUCUCAUUCAACCACGACUAGAUGAAUACAAAUAAAUAGAGGGAAACAAUGACUGUUUAUUUGUCUUUUUUAUUGACAGCAAAGGAGAAACAUAGCAAGUGUCUGUCUUAGGAACACAGCCUGAAUCACUAACUGCCAUUUACAUGAAUAUAUUGUUUGAUUAAAUGAAUGACAGAAAUUAUGUUCUUGUCUUGUCAAAAAGAUGAACCAACCCUUCAGGUUUAAUAUAUGAAAAAACACCCAAGAACCCAAGAAGCAAUUACAGGAAUUGAUGUUUAAGUAUAAAUAGAGUAACUUUAAACACCUUGAGAGCAAAUGAUCAAUGAAAGAACUUACUGAAUCACAAAAGAAACAUCCAAGUAUCUGUAAAACUAUUAAAAGUAA